This is a messenger RNA of Myotis brandtii (Brandt's bat), 2591 nucleotides long. RefSeq names its product MALT1 paracaspase (gene MALT1). NCBI's taxonomy places the organism in Eukaryota, Metazoa, Chordata, Mammalia, Chiroptera, Vespertilionidae. The record is from RefSeq and is a predicted model, not a curated record. The coding region runs from base 1 to 2301 and encodes 766 amino acids. Gene Ontology annotation, biological process: proteolysis. The transcript has 17 exons. Gene Ontology annotation, molecular function: cysteine-type endopeptidase activity.
AUGGGAAUAAUGAGGAAUCCCUGUUGUCUGGACUUGGAGCAAUGUUCUCUUAAGGUCUUGGAGCCUGAAGGAAGCCCAAGCCUAUGUUUACUGAAGCUAUUGGGUGAAAAAGGUUGUACAGUCACAGAGCUGAGUGAUUUCCUGCAGACUAUGGAACACACUGAAGUUCUUCAGCUUCUCAGCCCCCCAGGAAUAAAGAUCACUGUAAACCCAGAAUCAAAGGCAGUCUUGGCUGGACAGUUUGUGAAAUUGUGUUGCCGAGCAACUGGACAUCCUUUUGUACAAUAUCAAUGGUUCAAAAUGAAUAAAGAGAUUCCAAACGGAAAUGCAUCAGAACUUAUUUUUAACACAGUGCAUGUAAAAGAUGCAGGCUUUUAUGUCUGUCGAGUGAAUAAUAACUGCACCUUUGAAUUCAGCCAGUGGUCACAACUGGAUGUGUGUGAUGUCACAGAACUAACAGAAAGCUUCCAGGGAAGUUUGAAUGGCAUCUCUGAAUCCAAGUUGCAAAUCUGUGUUGAACCAAGGUCCCAAAAGCUGAUGCCAGGCAGCACAUUGGUCCUGCAGUGCGUUGCUGUUGGAAGCCCUAUUCCUCACUACCAGUGGUUCAAAAAUGAAUCACCCUUAGUGCAUGAGACAAAGAAGAUAUUCAUGGUGCCUUAUGUGGAGUUGGAACAUCAAGGAACCUAUUGGUGUCGUGUACAUAAUGAUCGAGACAGUCAAGAUAGCAAGAAGGUAGAAAUCAUCAUAGGAAGAACAGAUGAGGCAGUGGAGUGCACUGAAGAUGAAUUACAUCAUCUUGGGCAUCCUGAUAAUAAAGAGCAAACAGCUGACCAGCCUUUGGCUAAGGACAAGGUUGCCCUUUUGAUAGGAAACAUGAAUUACUGGGAGCACCCCAAGCUUAAAGCUCCUUUGGUGGAUGUGUAUGAAUUGACCAAUUUGUUAAGACAGCUGGAUUUCAAAGUUGUUUCACUGUUGGAUCUGACUGAAUAUGAGAUGCGCAACGCUGUGGAUGAAUUUUUACUACUUUUAGACAAAGGAGUGUAUGGAUUAUUAUACUAUGCGGGACAUGGUUAUGAAAACUUUGGGAACAGCUUUAUGGUUCCUAUUGAUGCUCCAAAUCCAUAUAGGUCUGAAAACUGUCUGUGUGUGCAAAACAUACUGAAAUUGAUGCAAGAAAAAGAAACGGGGCUCAAUGUGUUCCUGUUGGACAUGUGUAGGAAAAGAAAUGACUACGAUGAUACCAUUCCAAUCUUGGAUGCAUUGAAAGUCACUGCCAACAUUGUGUUUGGAUAUGCCACGUGUCAAGGAGCAGAAGCUUUUGAAAUCCAGCAUUCUGGAUUGGCAAAUGGAAUCUUCAUGAAAUUUUUAAAAGACAGAUUAUUGGAAGACAAGAAAAUUACUGUGUUACUGGAUGAAGUUGCAGAAGAUAUGGGUAAAUGCCAUCUCACCAAAGGCAAACAGGCUCUAGAGAUUCGAAGUAGCUUGUCUGAAAAGAGAGCACUGACUGAUCCAAUACAAGGAACCGCGUACUCUGCAGAGUCUCUGGUGCGGAACCUCCAGUGGGCCAAGGCACACGAACUUCCUGAAAGUAUGUGUCUUAAAUUUCAAUGUGGUGUUCAGAUUCAGUUAGGAUUUGCGGCUGAGUUUUCCAACGUCAUGAUAAUCUACACAAGUAUAGUCCACAAACCACCGGAUAUAAUAAUGUGCGAUGCCUAUGUUACCGAUUUUCCGCUUGACCUAGAUAUUGAUCCAAAAGAUGCAAAUAAGGGGACACCUGAAGAAACCGGCAGCUAUUUAGUGUCAAAGGAGCUUCCCAAGCAUUGCCUCUACACUAGACUCAGUUCACUGCAAAAAUUAAAGGAACAUCUGAUCUUCACAGUAUGCUUAUCAUAUCAGUACUCCGGAUUGGAAGAUACCAUAGAGGAAAAGCAGGAAGUGAAUGUUGGGAAACCUCUCAUUGCUAAACUAGACAUCCACCGAGGUUCAGGAAGGAAGACUUGCUUUCAAACUUGUAUUAUGUGCAGUGGCCCUUACCAGAGUUCUACAUCCACCUCAGUGGGAGCUGGACAUUAUCAUUCUUCUCAAGACUCAUUCCUUGGUGUUUACCAUUCACAUCUUGGUAAUUCAAGUAGUGCCGUACCGUCGGAUAGCUGUCAAUGCAGCCGGACUGCAGAUGCAUUUCUUUCAAGUCAUCAUACACACCAUUAUUCGUGUCAGUUUGUUAGAAGUAACGUGCCGGUCGAGACAACUGAUGAAAUACCAUUUAACUUCUCUGAUGGGCUCAGGAUUUCUGAAAAGUGACCUCCUUGUUUUUGAACGUUAUCAGAAUUACUAGAUGCAUCAUAUGCCACAGUCUUAUAGAAAGUGAGGUGAAAAAGCACGUAUGUGUAUGUAGAGAGGGAAAAUAACAGCUGUUUCACAGCAAGCUCAGGACUUUGAGAUGUUGCAAUUAUAUUAUUUAACCACAGACUUCCUCGUCCUCCUUUCUCUUUUAAGGUUUUGUGAAUUGACUGGUUUGUUCUGUAAGAGGUAUGGAUGUAUAUCAGUUUACUUGUAUAUAACAAAAAUAUUUUCAUUUUGACCACUCUAAA